CCGGUGCAACCGCCAACGCGUCGCGGAAAGCAUUCAUCCCCUAGGUAACCCCUCUCUGCUUUUUGAAUCCCACAUCCUUCGACUCUCGGGGGCCUGUCACCCGCACCGCCACCGCCGAGAUGGCGAAACCGUUCUCCGUCCCCCCGGUGGUCUUCCGGUCCUCCGCCGUCCAACGCCGCUCUCCCCCGCGUCCCGCUAACCCUGGUCUCCCCUUCAUGUCCUUCGACCUCGGACCCGCCCCGUCCUUCUCAUCCUUCUCCGCCCCCCUCCCUGGGUCCUUCGAGGACGAGCCGCCCCUCCUCGAAGAACUCGGCAUCGACACUCGCCAGAUCUGGCGCAAGACGUCCUCGAUCCUGAAUCCACUCCGCGUGGACGCUCAUCUCCACGACGACGCCGAUCUCUCCGGCCCCUUCUCCUUCCUGAUGCUCUUCGGUCUCUUCCAACUCCUCGCCGGGAAAUUACACUUGGGGGUCAUCUUGGGCUGGGUCACCGUCGCCACCCUGUUUCUUUACUCGGUCUUCAACCUGCUGGCCGGAAGGUCAGGGAACUUGGAUCUGCAUCGGUGCUUGAGCCUGGUUGGGUACUGUAUGCUACCGAUGGCGAUCUUUUCGGCGGCGUCGCUUUUUGUUCCGCGUGGUGGUGUGACGAUCCUUGCGAUGGCCGCGGUGUUCGUGCUGUGGUCGACGAGGGUGUGCACGGGGCUCCUGGUGGAGUCGGCAUCGUGUGCCGAUGAGCUCCGUGGGCUGGUAGCGUACGCCUGCUGUGUUGUUUACGCCGUCUUCUCUCUGCUUGUCAUCUUUUGAUUUCCGUCUUAUUUACAGAUUACGCUGCCAUCGUUAGGAGGAGCAGCACAACUUAAAAGACGAAAGAAUAAAUAUGAGUAGGAAAAUGAGGAGAUUCGCUGCUAAUUAAUUCUGGCGAUCGGAGGGGGGCUCGGCCUUUACGACAACGGAGACCGUAUCGUCGACGGCGCCCGGCGAUCGCAGCUUGUCGAUGUAACUCCUCACCUCUUCCGCGAUCAUCUGCCGCAUUAUCGACACCAAGCACAUGUCCCUCAGCCGUUCCACAUCUCCAAGCGGGCCGCCCGACCUUCUCUCCGUCCCCCCGCCGUCGCCCGGCAGACUCAGCGACAGCGACGUCGUGGGGUCAGCCGCCAACGAGCUGCAUCCGCCCCCGUUGGCGUCUUCGCUCGAGCGCUGCCGCUUCCUGGCCGAGCCCGAAUCCGAGUCCGGCUCGGUGGCGAUCGGAGAUGAGGAAGAGAGGGGGAGGGGCGAGGACGAGGGUGAUGGGGCAACGGGAGUCGCGCGGCGGUGGCGGCGGCGGCGGCGGAGGGUGGAGUUCCAGUGGUUCUUGAUAGCGUUGUCGGUGCGGCCGGGGAGGAGUCGGGCGAUGGUGGCCCACUUGUUGCCGUACCGGUCGUGAGCGGCGAGGAUGGUGGCGUCCUCGGCGGGGGUGAAGGGGCGGUGGUGGACGGAGGGGCUGAGCUGGUUGCACCACCUCAACCGGCACGAUUUCCCCGACCUCCCGGGGAUCCCCGCGCUGAUCAGCGACCAGUUCCGGGCCCCGUGCCGCUCCACCAGCCUCGUUAGCGCGGCGUCCUCCUCCGGGCUCCACGACCCCUUCACCCUCUGCUCCCCCUUGUCGCUCUCCUCCACCGUCACCAUCUCAUCCGACUGUUCUUCUUGUCCUCUUAAUCCUCUGCUUCUUCUUCUUAUACGGAGAGAGAGGACAGAGUCUAGGGAGUCGUAUAGGGAGAUUGACGGGGAAGGGACGGAGCUGGUGCGGUUCGUUGGAUUGGUUUGUUUGUUUGCGGUUUAGGUGGGGUUGGCUUUAUAAUCCGAAAAGUGGGAGGUUUCGUGUUCCAUUUCAA
Musa acuminata AAA Group (dessert banana) is the source of this 1870-nucleotide messenger RNA. RefSeq lists its product as uncharacterized. The record is from RefSeq and is a predicted model, not a curated record. Gene Ontology annotation, biological process: vesicle fusion with Golgi apparatus; endoplasmic reticulum to Golgi vesicle-mediated transport. Bases 120 to 803 code for a protein of 227 amino acids. Lineage: Eukaryota; Viridiplantae; Streptophyta; Magnoliopsida; Zingiberales; Musaceae. Gene Ontology annotation, cellular component: membrane; trans-Golgi network. The transcript is spliced from 2 exons.